Amyelois transitella is the source of this 2154-nucleotide messenger RNA. RefSeq names its product cuticle protein 16.8 (gene CPR56). Gene Ontology annotation, cellular component: chitin-based extracellular matrix. The transcript is spliced from 4 exons. Lineage: Eukaryota; Metazoa; Arthropoda; Insecta; Lepidoptera; Pyralidae. The coding region runs from base 82 to 633 and encodes 183 amino acids. The record is from RefSeq and is a predicted model, not a curated record. Gene Ontology annotation, molecular function: structural constituent of chitin-based larval cuticle.
CAAACAAGUCCUAACACUGAUCUACAGUCGUGUAGACGUGUACCAAAACAGUUUUGAAUUGUUAUUGAUAACGUUAAAAGUAUGCUGUGCCCGUCGCUACUCAUCCUCGUCUCCAGCCUGGUGAUGACCAGCUGCGACGUCAUCCACCUGGAAGGCAGGAGCACGGAGCCGCCACCGAAGCCCUACGUGUUCUCGUACACGGCCGGCAGGUUCCCGGGGCACGCUGACAGACAACAUACAGAAGUCAGCGAUGGCAGCGGUGUUGUGAGAGGAACGUUCUCGUACGUGGACCCCCGUCAGAAGGUCCGCACUGUGGACUACGUGGCCGACAAGGAGGGCUUCCAUCCGGUGCUGAGCGAGCAGCCCCCGGAGCACCCGGCCGACUCGGACUCCGUGGCGAGGGCUAAGGACAAACACUAUCAGCUCUACGCCAAGAUAGCUGAGGAACACGCUCAGCAUCCGCAUCCAGUUGACGCCUCAUCGCCUCGCCAAUCAGAAGCCGUCGCUCUAGCCGCCGCUAAGCACGCCCAGCUGUUCAGGGUCAUAGCUGAGCAGCACGCGAGGAUAGCGGCAGAAAGAGAGGCCCUCCAGAGAGAAGAGGAAGAGAAGAACUUACAGGAUUUAGGUCAUUAGCUGCCAAAGAUAACGCUUAAGUCAGAAUAAUGAUUAACAGUUUAUGUACUUCUGAGCAACAAUAGUGGCCAAUGACUAUGAUUUGAUGAGACAUGUCCUUUUAUGAUGAAGUAUUCAAAUAUUUUCAUUAAUGACAAGGAUUUUGCAGUAAAAGUAGUACUUGUGUUCUAUGUUUUUCAUAAUUAUUUUAUCAUUGUGACCAUACGACUUGACAUACAUAAAAUCACGCCUCUUUCCCGGAGGAGUAGGCAGAUACUACCUCUUUCCACUUGCCACGAUCUCUGCAUACUUCCUUCGCUUCAUCCACAUUCAUAACUCUCUUCAUGCAAGCUCGGCGGUUUCGGGUACUAUUGACCUGACCCUUUACCAGGACGUCCUUAAUUUGAUCAAGAUACGUUCGUCUAGGUCUUCCCACUCCAACCUUACAUACCAUACGACUUGAUAUUGUACCGAAAUACGCGUCCACAGAUUAUGUGUAAACUGUGUAAGUGUCUGUACUUAAAAAAUCCUUUUUCGUAAUCUAACUCGCAUGUUAACCUUGCUAAUUAUUUUGUGUAAUGAUUUUUUGGGGGCGAGUGCCAUAAAAAUUUAGUUACAAAAAAUUUUAGAAAUUGUUACCAGUUCAAUUAUUUCUGAGAUGCGUUUGAUUUAAUUCAUCUUCAAUUCAAGUAAGUAGUACGAGUAUCAUGAUCUUAAAUUCAAGUAGUUCUCUAAAGUUUCUACCAGUUUUAAUAACUUCUAGUGAUAUCAUUAUUUCUAAUUUCGAAAACAAAUUUUUAUUCAAUAUGUAAAUUUCUAGAAAUAUUUAUGUUAUAUGAAUAUUGUGUAAGUAUUGAUUAUAAUAUUGUAUGUUUCCAAAGUUACCAUGAAAAUACUCUAAAAUGCCAUUAAAUUUUAAUUUUAAGUGUGUAGAGUAACUUCCGUUAAGUUUUGUACAUUUGUAUAAAAAAUAAUAAAAUGAAAAUCACAUCGAAAUAAAUGUUUAAACAUGUAUUUUUUCUUUAUUUACUUAUAUUGUAAUGGGGUGAAAAAAAGUUGAAAACUGAAAAGUGCUGGUCCUAGUGAGGCCUUGCACCUCCGAAGAAUUUUGUAACUCUUCUUGAAAUAAUUUUAUUUGGAACAGCUAGUGGAUUAUCUUUAGAAUAUUUCAUCCGACCGAGGUUUAAUCAAAACCUAAUUUUGAUAUUGUUAAGUGUUAGCUUGUUUAAUACGUCAUGACAUUCAAUCAUUCAUUUACAUUCAAUCUCGUUCAUUCUUCAAUUCAAUCACUUCGUCUGAAAGAAUGCCGGGUGGCUCAGCGAUCCGGCACGACAGUCUUGUUCGAGACGUGAAACAGAGCGAACGUGGAUACAAAUUUGGCAAUUUGUCAAUAAGCUGAUAAUUUGUGAUUGUGAAUACUUUAAAAUAAAAUUAUUCCUGAUUAAUAAUAAUAAUGUAAGUAUAUAGUUUUCUCUUUUUUUGUAUUAAGAAAUGUUAAGAUCAUUUUAAAGGUAAGAAAUAGUUUCAAACUGAUAUUUGAUU